AUGGCGGCCCUAAGAUUCUCGGCCUUCGUGGCUUGUUUGGCCCUGGCCAUGUCCUGCGAUUCCCCCCCGAGGAUGGUCAGCGACUUGACCGACGAGGAAGCCAACGAAAACUUGAUGGAUCGUUUGACGUACCUAGGAGACAGGAUUUACGGAGUACCGAAGAACAGCACGGGGCUGAAGGUGGACAAUUGGGACGAAAAUUCUGGGGUCAACCCCGAAGAACUCGGCGAAUACGCCGAGGGCGAUAUUCUUUUCACCCCUCAAACUAGUCUUCGACACGGUCUCAGCGAUCUCUCGAAAAGAUGGCCGAACGCCGUGGUGCCUUACGUGAUCAGCCCAAAUUUUAGCGAACAGGAUCAUCAACGAAUUUAUGAUUCCAUGGACGAGUUCCACAGGUUCACGUGCGUCAGAUUUGUUCCUUACAAUGGCAAGGGGCGAGAUUACGUUCGGAUAACGAAUGCUAGAACAGGGUGCCAUAGUGCUAUCGGCAGAAGAAGUGGGUCUCAAUUAGUGAACCUUCAGCCUCCAGGAUGUCUUGUGCCAAGAGGGACUAUCUCUCACGAACUGAUGCACACUCUUGGAUUUCUUCACGAGCACAGCAGAUACGACCGAGAUAAAUAUGUCGUAAUCUACAAACAGAACGUAAUUGACCGUCUUGUGGACAAUUUCGACCUCGUUUCGGGAAAAUAUACCGAUUUCUUUGGGGUUGGUUAUGACUACGACAGCGUGAUGCAUUACUCACCGAUAUCAUUCUCUAAAAAUGGUUAUGCAACCGUACUUCCUAAAGGUAACCGAUACAUCCCAAUUGGCCAACGCGUUGGACUCAGCAGGAAGGAUAUUUUGAGGAUCAACAGGAUGUACAAAUGCAGACCCAACAAUGGAUAGUUUAGCGAUGCUGAAUUCGACACAUAUGUCUUGCAAAUAUUUUUUUAUUUU
Messenger RNA from Orussus abietinus, 936 nucleotides. RefSeq names its product zinc metalloproteinase nas-7. Lineage: Eukaryota; Metazoa; Arthropoda; Insecta; Hymenoptera; Orussidae. The transcript is spliced from 4 exons. Gene Ontology annotation, molecular function: zinc ion binding; metalloendopeptidase activity. Gene Ontology annotation, biological process: proteolysis. The coding region runs from base 1 to 885 and encodes 294 amino acids. The record is from RefSeq and is a predicted model, not a curated record.